AUGUCCGCCUCGGACGCCUCGACCUUACCCACAGACGAGAGCAUGCUCAAGCACCUCUCAUCUUUGGAGUCCAAGCUCUUACCAUAUCUCGAUGCUGCAAACCCGACCUCUCUAGCCCUCACGCAUCUCCUCUACACAUACGUGAGAAGAGGCACCUGCGUCUGCUGCAACAAGGUCGCCGGACUCCAUCACGCGGUGCGGCCGUCCGUCCCAUCGAUCCAUGCAUUCGCAAACCUUUCCAUUCGUCAGCUGGCGGUGAUGUCGAGACGCAAAUUGCUCAGCUUGCUGUGUUCCAUCGCGCGGGAUUGGAUGUGCAGAAAGUGUCUUCGUUCGAAAUCGAUGCCCAUCGAACAGAAGAGCAUUGCACUCGGAUGGGUGAAGGAAACGAGGCGAGUCAUCGCCAUGCUGGAGAGGAGAGAGUGUUUGCAGCAAGGGAAGCCAUGCGUCCGCCACCCCAUUGUCGAUUUGACCAACACACCACAACCACGACCGGAAGCCGGUCCAUGUAUGAUUUGUAUGGACCCUCUGGAUGGCCACCGGAGCGAGAAGGCCUGUUUCCAGUGUGGUAUGGCGAUCCACAAGGAGUGCUUCCGUCAACACCGCGAAUUCGAGGAUCUGAAUCAGCUCGACGCCCCGACGACCGAACGCGAAACUUUGCAUCUUCCAUGCAUCUUCUGUCGCUGCAUUGUAGCUUCAGUACCUCGGAGCGAGGCCGGAAAGACAUGGUGGGAUCGACGCGUGAGAGCAUCCGAGGCCGCCGAUCGAGAGUUUGCCAGGACGCAGCAGGAAAUGUUGGAGACCGAUGAGGGGCUCUGGGGAACGCAACAUUCGAUCAAUGAGGUCUUUGAAGAUGAAUAG
Molecule: messenger RNA, 858 nt
Organism: Zymoseptoria tritici IPO323
Lineage: Eukaryota; Fungi; Ascomycota; Dothideomycetes; Mycosphaerellales; Mycosphaerellaceae
Exons: 1
Coding region: 1-858 (285 amino acids)
Source: RefSeq, a predicted model, not a curated record